UAAACUACGUACUACUUUUAUCCGUUCUUUCUUGGACACGCGUGACGCGGUGCUAGAACUAGAAGUUAGCCCAGUUACUUGAAGCUAGCCCCCCAUACGCCAGAGAUUGUUGUGCUUUUAUAUUUGCUUGAUCCUUCUAAAGCAGUCAGCGACCACCAGCUGACAGUAAAGGUCCACGGACAUCAAGCUCGCCCGCGCUCCUGCCCAGCGCGGUGUGCUAGACCUAGACUGCUCGUUUGUUAGGCAUUCAGCUUCAGCAACCACGGGAAAGCAGGGCAAGCAAAUGACGGUCGGGCCCACUCCGAGCCCGAAGGGCGUUGCGCCUCAGCCGAAGGUGCUCCUUCUGGAUUUAGAUGACACUUUGUAUCGGAACCACGAGGUCCCAACAAUUGUGAAGGAGCGCAUCCAGGCCUACAUGGUCCAGAAACUUGGGAUUCCGGCUGAUGAAGUCGCUGCCAAGACGCUCGAGCUGUACCUCGGACACGGGACAACAUUGGCUGGACUGGUGGCGAGCGGUCACAGCAUUGACUAUCACGACUGGCACGAGUUUGUGCACCACGGCGCGUUGAACUAUGAGGAGCUGCUGCAGCCCGACCCCUCGCUGCGUGACAUCCUCAUGAGCAUUGACCUGCCCAAAUACAUCCUGACGAAUGCGGACAAGGAGCACGCGGAGCGCUGCCUGGCGCGCAUGGGCCUCAGCGACUGCUUCCAGGGCAUGUUCUACUUUGAAAACGUCAUGGAGCUGGCCGCCGCCAACGGCUUCGACACGGCGCACGCGGUGCUGUGCAAACCCAACCCGCGCGUCUACACGCUGGUGUGUGAGGUGCUGGGCGUCAGCCCCAGCGAGGUGCUCUUCUUUGACGACUCCAGCCGCAAUGUGGCCGGCGCGCACGGGCUGGGCGCCAAGACGGUGCUGGUGGGGACAGACAAGCCGUGCCCGGGGGCGGACCUGGCGAUCCCCUCCAUGCACCACCUGCCGGCGGCCAUGCCGCAGCUGAUGGACACGCCGGGCCUGGUGCACGAGGCGUCGCAUCACGGGGCGCAGUCGGGGCCGGGGCUGCCGGACGCGAUGAGCGCGGGGCCGAGCGGGAGCGCGGCGGGGACGGCCAUCAGCGUGCCUGCGUGAGCGUGUUCAUGCAUGUGGGCACAUCGCGUGCGUAUGCCGCGGCAUGGUGCACGCACGCAUGGCGAUGUAUGGUGCAUCGCGUGCAUGCCCCUAAGGCGUUUGGUGUGCGCACUGGGGGCGUUGGCGCGUGCUUUGCUUAUGCUUGCGGGGUGACUGCGUGUUGGAUUGCCGGCGUGCUUAUCUUGUGCGGAUUGGUGGUGUUGCAGUGAUGCCCAUCGCGUGGUGAGCACUGCUAUGCUCUGUACCUUGAGGAAACCGGCGCACUUAACGCACAGCACUGAAACCAAGCUGUUGACGUGACACGGAUGACACCUGUGACCACUUAACUGGAGUGACCACAUGUUGGUCACCAUAUAUGCUUACUAAGGCACGCAGCUAGCGGGCCAAUUACAUUGUAUUUCAGCGGCAAGCGGCUACCCGUUGGGGCCUGCCGCACAGGCACGAUAGCGACGCUGCAGAUUUGUUGCACAUAGUUGGGGCUUGCGUGCAACUGGAGGUUACGAGUGCGAUGCAAUGCUGCUUGCUUCUGCGUGAGCGUGUAUCACCGGUGCUACCGGGACACACAGAGCGUUGAGCGAUGCAAGUACACGUGUGCAGAUGAGGUGCGAAGUGUUUGCUAGUGAAUGCGAAUGCAAGACGCCGUCGCGAGCUCCAGGCUAGCAAUAAACAUCACGAAAGAAGUUAGUGUCAGCGGCAAUGCGGUUACUUGUUACCUUCGAGACGAGACACCGGUGCGCGCUCCACGCUGCUCCGCAUUCGGCACGCCAAACGGAGUCCGAGUGUCGUGGAGACUGCUGCCGCUUGCAGGGGAGGAGGUGUUCCAGCUCGCAACUAGGCUGCUGCCAUUCGCCGCGACAACGCGAAACCCACAAAAUGCACCCACCUGGAACGGAGCCAGGCGUGACACGGUAUAGACGAUGCUGGCAGCCAUGCAAAGACGUAUCGCCAGAUUGUGUUGCACUGGUGACGGGUCUGCAUCGGGCUGCGGCAUGUGAAAUUUAGUACCAGUUUCAAUGCAACAGACGACUGGCGAUUUGGGAAUCUGACAGCUAUCACGAGGAUCCGGGGGGAUUUCCUCACAGGGAAAGCCAGGGAAAGCCACCUUCAUUGCCGUUGACAUCUGUAACGGAAGGCAUGC
Molecule: messenger RNA, 2264 nt
Organism: Chlamydomonas reinhardtii
Lineage: Eukaryota; Viridiplantae; Chlorophyta; Chlorophyceae; Chlamydomonadales; Chlamydomonadaceae
Exons: 5
Coding region: 284-1126 (280 amino acids)
Source: RefSeq, a predicted model, not a curated record